CAGACUGGUUUGGAUGUGUCUGUGGUUGGAUUCCUUCUUCACGCUGGGACUGGUAAACUGAAGGCAUUAUGAAAGCAUCUGUUGGAGUGUGUGUGGUGUUCGUUCUGGCUCUGGUGGGGCUUGGCUCUGCCAUUAAAUGUUACAGUUGUAGAGACUACACGGGCACAUGCUCUAAAAUUCGAGACUGCUACUAUGAUGAUGCCUGUGUGACCGUCCAUGAGAGAGGUGGUGACACAUACAGGCAGUGCAUAAAGUACUCUGAGUGUGAGCACAGCACACUCGCUGAGAAGUUUCCCAAAGUUUCCAGCUUCAAGUUCUCCUGCUGUGCCACUGACCUGUGUAACACAGCACCUGUGUCCGUGUCCAGCCGCUCUGUGGUGGGAAUACUGCUCUCACUAGCACUCUUCUGGUGGGGUGUUCUCUAAAAUGCUUUGGCAAGCUUCCUCGUAAAGCUGGUAGUGGUAUCUUGCAGUGAGAAUGCAGAGAUCUUCUAUAUCUUGAGUUAAUUGGUCAAAGAAGCAUUCACAUCUUAAAUCACAGCUGUAUGUUAAAACGGUGUGUGCUCACUGAUAAAGCUUCUAUUUUCUAGUCUUGCACUUAAUAGUGAAAGAGAAACCAUCUGACUAUAAUGUAUUGUAUUCAGUGUUGCUUUGUGUAUGUGUACUAUUUCGCGGCUAAUCCUGUUUCCCAGAAAAGUGGUACAACUGAGCAGUGGCGUGCACAAGAGGGCCCGGGGCCCCAUUGAGAUCCGACGCUAAAGUGCCCUUGCGGUCCGGUCUGCGAUUUCUGCCAAGGGUAGGGCUGUGCGAUAUGAAGAUUUUUGAUCGUGCCUGAUAAAAAUGUCUCCCUGAUCUGGUUUUGAAGAAAUAUUGUUGUAUUUUGCUCAAGCGCACAUUCUACCAGAUGCAGUUCUGGCGCCGUGGAAUUAAUAUACUGCUACAUACAUUAACAUCAGUGUUAACUCAGCUGCAGAGGCACUCUCACGGACACCACACUUUCCUUUUUCUUUUCUUUUUUCUUUUUUUUGUGCAUUGCUUUAAAGCCUUAAGGGGUAAGUUCACCCAGAUAGCAAAUUUAUGUAAUUAAUAACUUACCCUCAAGUUGUUCCAAACCCGUAAGACCUCUGUUUAUCUUUGGAACACAGUUUAAGAUAUUUUAGAUUUAGUCCGAGAGCUCUCAGUCCCUCCACUGAAGCUGUGUGUACGGUAUACUGUCCAUGUCCAGAAAGGUAAGAGAAACAUCAUCAAAGUAGUCCAUGUGACAUCAGAGGGUCCGUUAGAAUUUGUUGAAGCAUCGAAAAUACAUUUUGUUUCAAAAAUAGCAAAAACGACGACUUUAUUCAGCAUGCAUGUCUGUAUCUUAGAUGCGUGCAGGUCUUAGGGACAGUACUGAACAUGCUGCCGACUGUAAUUAAAGGGAUAGUUCACCUUAAAAAUGUAAUUUCUGUCAUUGUUUAUUCACUCACAUGUUGUCCCAAACCUAUAUUCAUUUCUUUCUUGUGCUGCACACAAAAGAAGAUAUUUUGAAGAAUCUGGAUAACCAAACAGUUGCUGGUCCACAAUGACUUUGAUAGUAGGAGAAAAACUCUGGAAGUUACUGUGAACCAGCAACUGUUUGGUUUUCCACCUUCUUCAAAAUAGAGUAAGCAGAAGAAUGAACUUUUGAGUGGGUACAUGAAGGUAUUAAAAACAAAACACUAACAUAUUUACAUUUUGUGGGUGAAUUAUUCCUUUCAUAUUAAUAUAACACCAAGCACAAAGAGAAAAAUCGCACAAUAUUCUUAACUGAAAAACAUUAAUACAGUUGCUUUAAUAGGAAUCAGUAUAUAGAGAGUUUUAUUUUUAUUUGUUCAUUCAAUUUUUUGAAUGCUCCUGCUAAAUACUGUUGUACCUGAAAAAAUAAAACAUUGUUUAUUUUUAUUUGUAUAUUAUGUGUAUUUUUAAAGUGUAUCUUUGUUCUAAUCUUUUUUUUAAUAACAAAGAUAAAAUAAUGAUAGAUUUUUAUCUUCUCCCAUUUUGGCCUAAAUAUCUGCCAUUCUUUUUUAUAUUUUGUUACCUUAAAGUAACAAGCUUUGUCUUUAUUAUAGGGUAAUCAGUUUGGCUGUACUGCUCAAACAGCUUUACAAAGAAUGACAAAGAAUCAUGAUAAAAUCAUUAAAAAUAAAAGAUAUUAUUGCUAUAACGCCCACCCGAACAAACCAAUACACCCUACAAUUCACCCCCAACCAUCCCCGGACCGCGGUUAUGCCCUUGUAAAGCCAUUUCGCCCCUGCCCCUCCAGAGGUCUGUGCACGCCACUGCAACUGAGUGGGUUGUGAGGGUUCUGAUGCUGACAUGUUCAAAGGUUUUAAAAUAUUAAUUUUCAUAAAAUACUUUAUGCCUGCUUUUCCUCUGCCUUGUUUACGAAUUUCUCUUUUAAAACUUCAAAUCUCUUGAAAAACACUGUGUGCAAUAUAAAGAUGUAGUCUUUUCAGUGUACUGAUUAGCUUCCUGUUCCCACUAUAGCCAGCGAAACUUACUGAACCUUUCUGUGACCAAUAAAAGGAACAUGCUGUUUUAUGUAAA
This is a messenger RNA of Carassius gibelio (silver crucian carp), 2564 nucleotides long. Its product is annotated as CD59 glycoprotein-like. Bases 69 to 425 code for a protein of 118 amino acids. The transcript has 4 exons. The record is from RefSeq and is a predicted model, not a curated record. Lineage: Eukaryota; Metazoa; Chordata; Actinopteri; Cypriniformes; Cyprinidae.